AUGGCUUCCUCUCAAACAUUUGAAUCAUGUUCUGAGCACAAGAUUCCUGUCGCUGAUGAAACCUAUCAACCGACCGAACAUGUGCAACGAGCUCAAUGGCUUCGAGCAGCCAUUCUGGGAGCUAAUGAUGGGUUGCUUUCGACUACAUCCCUAAUGCUUGGUGUAGGUGCAGCAGAGGAUGAUAGAUGGUCCAUGAUCAUGUCUGGACUUGCUGGAGCACUUGCGGGUGCCUGUAGCAUGGCUGUUGGUGAGUUCGUUUCUGUUUCAACACAAAGAGAUAUUGAACAGGCAACUGCUGCCCGCUGCACUUCAAAAACUGACACAGGCAUGCAGCAUGAUCACGUCAAGAAUCUUGAUAUGACUUCCAGUCCCACUACAGUUAAGGCAAGCAAGCUCAGAGAGACAAACUUAGGCAUGUUAGAUACCCCGACUCCUACAAGGACUGCACCAUGCAGGAACCUGGCCUGCAGUGAGCCAACAGAAAAAAUACCACCUCCGGUUUUAAUUCUUGAGCCAAAGCCCCAAGUCUUAUCUUCCGGCAGGUCUCCUAUAAUAAAAGUUAUAACCAAAGAUUUAAGUACUAAAGCCGUAGAAUUGGUGCAAGAUCACAUGGAAAAAGCACUUCCUAACCCGUAUAAGGCCGCCGCCGCAUCAGCUUUGGCAUUUUUAUGUGGGUCAGUUGUACCUCUGGCAUCCGCUGCUUUUAUUGCAGAAAACAUUAUUCGGAUUGUGGUGAUUGCAGUGGUUACAUCUAUAGCUCUUGCUCUCUUCGGGUGUUUUGGAGCUCAUCUUGGUGGCUUACCAGUUAGGGUAUCAGCAGCGAGAGUUCUGGUUGGAGGGUGGAUUGCGAUGGCAAUUACUUACGACAUGGACCACCAAGAGGAGGAGUUCUCUCCACCUUUGGCCGUCCUUCCAAGGUUGGAUCGCCUUGAUCGUUUGCUGCAGUUUCUAGAAGAGAGACGAUGGUGCUUGUCGGCGAGGCAAUCUUCUAACUACCCUUCCUUAACUUCAAUGGAAGUACAGUGCAAGACCCUAUCAUCUGCACUUGAGGAAGUUUCACUUAAGGGUACCCUGAUGGAGAGACUGACAGAGCUUGAGAAUCGAGUCUCACAGUUGAGUCUUGAGCUAGAUAUUGGAAACACAUUGAGGUCAAGCUCUUCCACCAUACCCAUCCCUGAACAAAAAGCACCCAGAAACAAAGAGCUGAAUGGAACUUUGAAAAUGGCACCCCAAAAGAAGCAAGAUCCUCUCAUCAAAGGUCAAGAGAGCAGCACUACAAAAGCAUGCGAAAGAAAACCACCGAAAGGCGGAAGACGAAAAUCAAUACUUAUUACCGAAGCAGUCAGGCGUAAGAAACUGCUUCGCUGGUUUCAAAUGGGAUGUUGA
Theobroma umbraticum is the source of this 1386-nucleotide messenger RNA. The record is from RefSeq and is a predicted model, not a curated record. NCBI's taxonomy places the organism in Eukaryota, Viridiplantae, Streptophyta, Magnoliopsida, Malvales, Malvaceae.